CCCCCAAGCCGAAUCAUAGUAAUACAACACCGGACGAUGAGCGCGCUAGAUAACGAUCAUGGUGUUUAUCCAUCUUAUCGCGACUCUAACGAAUCAGUAUUUGGAUGUGAACACUACAAGAGGAACUGCAAGCUUGUUGCUUCAUGUUGCAACAAACUUUACACUUGCAGGUUUUGCCACGAUGAAGCAAACGAUCACCCAAUGGAUAGGAAAGCCACAAGCAUGAUGAUGUGCAUGAAAUGCUUGAUAGUUCAACCGAUUGGUCCAACAUGCUCAACCGUUUCUUGUAACAGCCUAUCCAUGGCUAGAUACUACUGUCCCAUCUGCAAACUGUUCGACGAUGAGAGGAAAAUCUACCACUGCCCACACUGUGACCUGUGCAGAGUGGGAAAAGGUUUGGGGAUUGACUAUUUCCAUUGCAUGAAUUGCAAUGCAUGCUUGGCAUUGUCACUUGCAGAGCAUACCUGCGCUAGAAAUUGUCUUGAAGAUAACUGUCCGAUAUGCCAUGAAUGCAUGUUCACAUCCGUGACUCCUGUGAGGGUCCUUCCGUGUGGUCAUAUGAUGCAUUCGUCGUGUUUUCAGGAAUACACUUGCUCAAACUAUACUUGUCCCAUAUGCAGCAAGUCAUUGGGGGAUAUGCAGGUAUACUUUGGGAUGUUGGACACAUUGCUAGCUGAAGAGGAAAUUCCUGAGGAGCAUUUGGGCAGGACAGAGGACAUUUUUUGCAAUGAUUGUGAGAAGAGAGGGACUCCACCCUUCCAUCGGCUGUACCAUAAAUGCGCUAGUUGUGGGUCAUACAACACCCGUCUUAUCUGACUUGGAUGGCUCGAUAUAUGGUUUGCUUUCUAGCUACGUGGUAUAGUAUUCAUCUGAAUCAGACAAAGGGCCUAUUAAACAUUAGUUAUCAGUGGAGUGAUAUUGAAGAAGGGCAUGAUUUGCAAAAAUUAUGUAUAAUUUCUUCGCCAAAUAACUACAAUAAGUUUCCUUUGGACUAAUGGACUAAACAACAUUUUGUGUGGAGUUGUAUUGUACAUGUUUGAAAUAUGAAUUAGUAAGUCAUGGUGGAUUUCUUGUAA
Helianthus annuus (common sunflower) is the source of this 1076-nucleotide messenger RNA. RefSeq names its product zinc finger protein BRUTUS-like At1g74770. The record is from RefSeq and is a predicted model, not a curated record. Gene Ontology annotation, cellular component: nucleus. Lineage: Eukaryota; Viridiplantae; Streptophyta; Magnoliopsida; Asterales; Asteraceae. Gene Ontology annotation, biological process: protein ubiquitination; ubiquitin-dependent protein catabolic process. The transcript has 7 exons. Gene Ontology annotation, molecular function: zinc ion binding; ubiquitin protein ligase activity. Bases 37 to 816 code for a protein of 259 amino acids.